UGCACAACGCCGACAACGCGUUGUCGGCAAACAUUUGUUGUGAAAUUUUCAAAGUUUUUAGAAGUUAUAUUAUCAUAAAACCAAAUAACAAUUAUUUAUUUGGACUCAUAAAGUGCUUCUGCACUUUGAGAAACUGAAAUCAUGAUGUACGACAACGAGGAAGAGCUCUACGAGGAGGAGAACGCCGAGGAGAUUUCCCACGAGCUGUGGCAGGAAGCUUGUUGGAUUGUCAUUAACGCUUAUUUUGACGAGAAGGGUUUGGUGCGACAGCAACUGGACAGUUUCGAUGAGUUCAUCCAGAUGUCAGUGCAGCGCAUUGUGGAGGAUUCCCCAGCCAUCGAACUACAGGCGGAGGCACAGCACACAUCGGGAGAGGUGGAGACCCCACCAAGAUUUUCCCUGAAAUUCGAGCAAAUCUACCUUUCAAAACCAACUCAUUGGGAAAAGGAUGGUUCACCAAGUCCCAUGAUGCCAAACGAAGCCCGUCUGCGAAAUCUUACGUACUCAGCUCCCCUUUAUGUGGACAUUACGAAAACCAAGAAUGUCGAAGGCCUAGACCCUGUGGAAACGCAGCAUCAGAAAACCUUCAUCGGGAAAAUUCCCAUUAUGUUGAGAUCCACAUAUUGCCUGCUUUCCCAGCUCACAGAUCGUGAUCUUACAGAGCUUAACGAGUGCCCGCUGGAUCCUGGCGGCUACUUUAUUAUCAACGGAUCGGAAAAAGUACUAAUUGCCCAGGAGAAGAUGGCCACAAACACAGUGUACGUUUUCAGUAUGAAGGACGGCAAAUAUGCGUUCAAGACUGAGAUUCGAUCGUGCUUAGAGCACAGUUCCCGACCAACGUCUACUCUGUGGGUGAACAUGAUGGCCAGGGGAUCACAGAAUAUUAAAAAGUCCGCAAUUGGACAGAGGAUCAUAGCUAUCUUACCGUAUAUCAAACAGGAAAUACCCAUCAUGAUUGUAUUCCGAGCAUUGGGUUUCGUGGCCGAUCGCGAUAUCCUAGAGCACAUCAUUUACGAUUUUGACGAUCCAGAGAUGAUGGAAAUGGUGAAGCCAUCUCUGGAUGAGGCCUUCGUAGUUCAGGAACAGAAUGUUGCCUUAAACUUCAUUGGAGCCAGAGGCGCCCGACCUGGAGUCACAAAAGACAAGCGUAUCAAGUACGCCAAGGAAAUUCUGCAAAAGGAAAUGUUGCCGCAUGUAGGAGUCUCCGAUUUCUGCGAGACCAAGAAGGCAUAUUUCCUGGGCUAUAUGGUGCACCGCCUGCUGCUUGCCUCAUUGGGUAGAAGAGAACUCGAUGACCGAGAUCACUACGGAAACAAGCGACUUGACCUCGCUGGACCUCUGCUGGCCUUCCUUUUCCGUGGAUUGUUUAAAAAUCUGAUGAAAGAGGUGCGCAUGUACACACAGAAGUUCAUCGAUCGUGGAAAGGACUUCAACCUGGAGCUGGCCAUCAAGACGAACAUUAUUACGGAUGGUCUAAGAUACUCCCUGGCCACUGGCAACUGGGGCGACCAAAAGAAGGCCCAUCAAGCUAGAGCCGGUGUCUCUCAGGUGUUGAAUCGACUGACCUUUGCCUCUACUUUGUCCCAUUUGCGACGUGUCAAUUCGCCCAUUGGUAGGGAUGGUAAGCUGGCCAAGCCACGUCAGCUGCACAACACCCUCUGGGGCAUGUUGUGUCCCGCAGAAACUCCUGAGGGAGCUGCUGUCGGUCUGGUCAAGAACCUCGCCCUCAUGGCCUACAUAUCUGUCGGAUCACAACCUUCUCCCAUUUUGGAGUUCUUGGAGGAAUGGUCUAUGGAGAAUCUGGAGGAGAUUGCACCUUCUGCCAUUGCUGAUGCUACAAAGAUCUUCGUGAAUGGCUGCUGGGUGGGCAUCCAUCGUGAUCCCGAGCAGCUGAUGGCCACACUUCGAAAAUUGCGUCGUCAGAUGGAUAUCAUUGUGUCAGAAGUGUCCAUGAUUCGAGAUAUUCGAGAUCGUGAGAUCCGAAUUUAUACAGAUGCUGGCCGUAUUUGUCGGCCAUUGCUCAUCGUGGAGAACGGAUCCCUGUUGCUGAAGAAGACUCAUGUUGAGAUGUUGAAGGAGCGGGACUAUAACAAUUACAGUUGGCAGGUUCUGGUAGCUUCCGGUGUGGUGGAGUAUAUAGAUACGCUCGAGGAAGAAACUGUCAUGAUCGCUAUGUCCCCGUAUGAUCUGAAACAGGACAAGGAUUAUGCUUAUUGUACAACUUACACACAUUGCGAAAUUCAUCCAGCUAUGAUCCUUGGCGUGUGUGCGUCUAUUAUUCCCUUCCCCGAUCACAACCAGAGUCCACGUAACACCUAUCAAAGUGCUAUGGGUAAACAAGCUAUGGGUGUGUACAUCACUAACUUCCACGUACGUAUGGACACGCUGGCCCACGUUUUAUAUUAUCCAAUGAAGCCUCUUGUGACCACACGCUCCAUGGAGUACCUGCGUUUCCGAGAACUACCAGCCGGCAUCAACUCAAUUGUGGCCAUUCUUUGCUACACUGGUUACAACCAGGAGGAUUCUGUCAUUCUGAAUGCUUCUGCUGUAGAACGUGGAUUCUUCCGGUCUGUGUUCUAUCGGUCGUACAAGGACUCGGAGAACAAGCGUGUGGGCGAUCAGGAGGAGAAUUUCGAGAAGCCACAUCGCGGCACCUGCCAGGGAAUGAGAAAUGCUCACUACGACAAGUUGGACGAUGAUGGUAUAAUAGCCCCGGGAAUUCGUGUAUCUGGUGAUGAUGUGGUUAUUGGCAAGACUAUAACGCUCCCUGAAAAUGACGAUGAACUAGAUAGUAAUACAAAGCGCUUCUCCAAACGAGACGCCUCCACUUUCCUUCGAAACUCUGAGACCGGUAUUGUGGAUCAGGUUAUGCUUACGCUCAACAGCGAGGGCUACAAGUUCUGCAAGAUUCGAGUGCGCUCCGUGCGUAUCCCACAGAUUGGUGAUAAGUUUGCUUCCCGUCACGGUCAAAAGGGAACCUGCGGUAUCCAGUAUCGUCAAGAAGAUAUGGCUUUCACCUGCGAGGGCUUGGCACCGGACAUCAUCAUUAACCCCCACGCUAUCCCUUCUCGUAUGACAAUUGGUCACUUGAUCGAGUGCCUGCAGGGCAAAUUGGGAUCCAACAAGGGCGAGAUCGGUGAUGCCACCCCUUUCAACGAUGCCGUCAACGUACAAAAGAUUUCCACUUUCCUGCAGGAGUACGGUUAUCACUUGCGAGGCAAUGAGGUCAUGUACAACGGACACACCGGACGCAAGAUUAAUGCUCAGGUUUUCUUGGGUCCCACUUAUUAUCAGCGUCUUAAGCACAUGGUGGACGACAAGAUCCAUUCACGUGCUCGUGGUCCUGUCCAGAUUCUAGUGCGCCAACCUAUGGAGGGUCGUGCCCGUGAUGGUGGCUUGCGUUUUGGUGAGAUGGAGCGUGAUUGUCAAAUCUCCCACGGUGCCGCUCAGUUCCUGCGAGAACGUUUAUUCGAGGUCUCUGAUCCUUAUCGCGUGCACAUAUGUAACUUCUGUGGCCUAAUCGCCAUCGCCAAUCUGCGCAAUAAUACAUUCGAGUGCAAGGGCUGCAAGAACAAGACGCAGAUAUCCCAGGUUCGACUACCAUAUGCGGCCAAACUUCUCUUCCAGGAACUGAUGUCAAUGAAUAUAGCGCCGCGCCUAAUGGUUAACUAAUGUAUGGAAUUUUUUGUCAAGACCUCUUAAUCGCCGUAAGCUAAUAGUUAGCAGUUAAUUAUUAAAUUACCAUAAUUGUGACAACUCAA
Drosophila eugracilis is the source of this 3761-nucleotide messenger RNA. RefSeq names its product DNA-directed RNA polymerase II subunit RPB2 (gene RpII140). Gene Ontology annotation, molecular function: DNA binding; ribonucleoside binding; DNA-directed RNA polymerase activity. Gene Ontology annotation, biological process: DNA-templated transcription. NCBI's taxonomy places the organism in Eukaryota, Metazoa, Arthropoda, Insecta, Diptera, Drosophilidae. The record is from RefSeq and is a predicted model, not a curated record. Gene Ontology annotation, cellular component: RNA polymerase II, core complex.